Molecule: messenger RNA, 2586 nt
Organism: Drosophila yakuba
Lineage: Eukaryota; Metazoa; Arthropoda; Insecta; Diptera; Drosophilidae
Gene: Gr32a
Product: gustatory and pheromone receptor 32a
Exons: 4
Coding region: 1152-2525 (457 amino acids)
Biological process (GO): sensory perception of taste
Cellular component (GO): membrane; dendrite; axon
Source: RefSeq, a predicted model, not a curated record
UCACUUUUAGGUGGAACAAAUAAAAAAAAGUUAAAAUUUUUAAUAAUACUCUGAAUCACGCUGAAAAAUAUUUUGCAUCACUAGGCACUAAACAUUAAAAACUUUAAAGACAGUUUAUUAUUUUGCUUUACCCUCAUCAUUAAAAAUUCAAUUUUUUGACUGAAGAAUUCGCGGCAAGUCUGUUUCUUACGUUUCCGGCGAACGAUUUCCUGACUCGGCCCACAGUGAGGCUUGUGCCGAAAGCAACAGCGUGCCCGUUUAGCACUCUCUCGUCACGAGUCUCUCUCCCCAAAAAGGUAAAGUGAAGUAAAGCUGGGAAUGACACAAAAAAGUAAAGCAACAGCACGAGCCGCAUUGAAUUGCAAUCCCUCAUUGGGGGUGGAAAAAAACGUGGAUGUGUGUGUGCGAUGUGCGAUGUGGAGAUGUGUCCUUGUGUGGGUGCUCAGGGGGCGGAAAAGCGGAAAAGGUGUGACAAAGAUAACAUUUCACGCAUCCAAGUGAUAAUACACCCAUAACACGCUCAUGUUACAUAUACCAUCGGAGGGUGAACUGGUCCUCCAAUUGGUUCACCAUUCGAUUUUAUAUUUAUGGGAUUUGUUUUGCGGGGAUUACGCAGGACUUAAGGGAAUCCUUAUAAAGAAAACCCAAAUAUCGUCGUGACGAAAUUGAGUAGACAUUGCGUGGAAUUAUGGGAAAUAAAACUAUUAAGCAAAAGCAAUAAGGUCUUAAAUGAAAUAUGGAAGCAUUUAAAUAAUCUUUAUAUAAUAUUAAGAAAAUUAAAAGAUUUAAACAAAUAUCGUCGUGAGGAAAUUAAGUAGAAAUUGCCUGGAAUUAAGGGAAAUAAAACUAUUAAGCAAUAUAAUCUUAAAUAGAAAUAUGGAAGCAUUUAAAUAUUCUUUUUAUAAUAUUAAGAAAAUUAAAAGAUUUAAAUAAAUAAUAACUCUUACUAAAUAUUAAUUAGAAGUCAUCCGUUUCCCCUCCGUUGGCAAUAUUCAAUAAUCCACAAUGCCAACCAAUUACUCUAAUGGCAAAGUCUGACCCGUGACCCCAAGUGGGCCCAGAACACAAUCAGAUAGCUCAGACCGCACUUAUACGAACGCUGGUCAAUCCAGUUAGUCCAAUCCUUUGGUGCUGUCAGUGCCACGUUGGCCAUGUCCCCGAACACUUGGGUAAUUGAAAUGCCUACGCAGAAAGCGCGAUCACAUCCGUAUCCGCAAAGAAUCUCGCCGUACCGAGCACCCGGUUUGAACAGGGAUGCCUUCACCAGGGAUGCCCCACCAAUGCCACCGAGGAACCAUGAUCAUCCCGUUUUCGAGGACAUUCGCACCAUUUUAUCCGUGCUCAAGGCCAGUGGCUUGAUGCCCAUAUACGAACAGAUCUCCAAUUAUGAGGUGGGUCCUCCGACCAAGACCAACGAGUUUUACUCCUUCUUCGUAAGGGGCGUGGUCCACGCCCUGACCAUCUUCAAUGUCUACAGCUUAUUUACACCGAUAUCGGCGCAAUUAUUCUUCUCCUACCGGGAAACGGACAACGUGAACCAGUGGAUCGAGCUGCUGCUCUGCAUCCUGACCUAUACCCUUACGGUUUUUGUGUGUGCCCGAAAUACCACAAGCAUGCUACGGAUAAUGAAUGAAAUCCUUCAACUGGACGAGGAAGUGCGUCGGCAGUUUGGCGCCAAUUUGAACCAAAAUUUUGGGUUCUCUGUGAAGUUUUUGGUAGGAAUCGCCGCUUGCCAGGCGUAUAUAAUCGUGCUGAAGAUAUAUGCCGUGCAAGGCGAGAUCACUCCCACCUCCUAUAUACUGUUGGCCUUCUAUGGCGUCCAAAACGGUCUGACCGCUACGUACAUAGUAUUCGCAUCGGCUUUACUCAGGAUUGUGUACAUCCGGUUUCAUUUCAUCAACCAGCUGCUGAAUGGAUACACCUAUGCCCAGCAGCAGAAGCGCAAAGGAGGUGGAGCGCGAGCGAGGCGGCAGCGUGGUGACGUCAAUUCCAAUACCAAUCCAGCUCUAAUGGAACAUUUCCCGGAAGACUCACUGUUCAUAUACCGCAUGCACAACAAACUGCUGCGUAUCUACAAGGGCAUCAACGAUUGCUGCAACCUGAUUCUGGUCUCGUUUCUGGGCUACUCAUUCUACACAGUCACCACCAACUGCUACAACCUCUUUGUCCAAAUCACCGGCAAGGGCAUGGUGUCGCCCAACAUUUUGCAGUGGUGCUUCGCCUGGUUAUGUCUCCACGUUUCACUCCUUGCUUUGUUGUCUCGCAGCUGUGGCCUGACCACCAGGGAGGCCAACUCCACAUCACUAGUUCUGGCGAGAGUAUAUGCCAAGUCCAAGGAAUAUCAGAAUAUCAUCGAUAAAUUCCUUACCAAGAGCAUCAAACAGGAGGUGCAGUUCACGGCAUAUGGAUUUUUUGCCAUAGAUAACUCCACGCUAUUCAAGAUAUUUUCGGCCGUCACCACGUACUUGGUUAUCUUGAUCCAGUUCAAGCAGCUCGAGGACUCGAAGGUAGAGGACCCUGUAUAAGAUCAAACUUGAAUGUACCUCUAAAACAUUUGAUAAAUAUGUAUCGAUCACGGUUUUUAAA